AUGCACGCAGCGGGCUACGAUAAUCUGCUGGCAGUUUAUCGCUCGACUUCUAUCCUUAGCGUCCUCGCAGGUAUCGCCGGUGUCUUGGUUCUACGCAGUACCUUGCGCGCAGCUCGAAGGAAACUCAAGACCACCAGCCUUCGUGGACCACCUGGCACGCACCCCAUAUUCGGGGCAUCGAAGGACCUCUUCGAGUCACCGGACACGGGGGAGAUCUUUGAAACAUGGGCCGAGGAAUAUGGUGUGGCCUACGAGGUUCCGACGAGUUUCGGCGGGAAGAAGAUCAUGUUAUGCGAUCCAAGAGCCCUCGCACACUACUAUGCCCGGGAAACCUGGACAUACUUUCCUUGCAUGUUCCGCUUACAACUCGACAUCCAGUUCGGAAGAGGGAUACUGUGGUCGCACGGGGAAGAUCACAAGAGACAACGCAAGUCUUUAUCGCCUGCAUUCAGCCACGCCGCCCUGCGAAAGCUUUCCCAUAUAUUCUAUAACUGUGCUCACAAAACGAAAGCUGGUUGGGACGCUCUGAUCGACAUGAGUGGCGGUGAAAGUGCUAUCAUCGAAAUCCAAGAUUGGAUGAACCAUAUCUCUCUCGACACCAUUGGCAUGGCCGGGUUCUCCCAUGAUUUCGGUUCUCUCGACGGUAAACCUGCCACAAUCCAAAAAGUGUUCAGUGCCUUCGACGCGUCGGCUAAGCAAUCGUUCCUUGAUAUUGCCGUCGUCCUCUUCGCAGAAGUGUUCCCUGUGUUUUCUUACAUACCGGUGUCAUGUGUUCAAUCACUCACCGACAUGCAAGAAACGUUGUCGGGUGUCGCAAAGAAUCUCCUAGAGAGGAUGGAGAGAGAACAGAAAGAGGGAGUUAUUGAUGGAAAAGAGGACAAGUCGAUCAUCGGAGUGCUUAUUAAAGCUACUGAGGCCGAGGGCGGACGGCAUGUGACCCCCGAAGAAGUGCUAUCGUCGAUGAAAGAGUUACUUCUUGCUGGUUACAUCACUACAUCGAAUAGCUUGACCUGGGCGUUGGUUGAACUCGCCCGCAACCCAGACAUCCAAAGCAAGUUGCGGGACGAGCUCUUGGCCUUUGGUUCCGAGCCAACCUACGACCAGUUGCAGAGUAGCCAGACACUUCCUUACCUCGACGCUGUGGUACAUGAGUCCCUCCGCAUCCAUCCCCCCUUGACAGAUUUUGUCCGCGUGGCAGCAGAGGAUGACGUUAUCCCUCUCUCGGAACCUGUCAUUACCAAGUCUGGUCAGGCCGUCAACAGCAUCUCAGUAGCACGUGGCACGAGAAUCGGGUUACCCUUGGCAUACACCAACCGGUCGACUGCCAUCUGGGGACCAGACGCGAAGGUCUUCCGCCCAGAACGUUGGCUUGAGAGAGAUGGCAUCCCGAAGAAGGCACAGGAUGUCCAAGGAUACCGUCACCUCUUGACCUUUGCUGAUGGGCCAAGGAAUUGUCUCGGAAAGGGCUUUGCAGUGUCCGAGAUUAAGGCGGUGUUGUCGGUACUGGUAAAGAGUUUCACAUUCGAGAUGAGAGAUGGUCCCGACACGCAAAUUGAGCUGUGCAGAGGAAUACUGCCCAGGCCCCGAAUAGUCGGUGAAGAAGGCACGGCGAUGCCAUUGCGCGUGACCCGGUACGAGGGUUUUUAAUGCAUUGAUAUAGGACGACGGCGGGGCCGUCAUCCGCUGUAAUACCCGUAACCUCCGUCCGGUGAUGGGCGAUCAUAUAUACACUAGACCGCAUACAUAUACGUACCUAUACUUUGAUACCAUAAAGCACCAUGUAACUCUGUUAUGUAACUGGAGUUCCUUAGCGUAUUUUUCCCG
This is a messenger RNA of Pisolithus orientalis, 1824 nucleotides long. Its product is annotated as cytochrome P450. Lineage: Eukaryota; Fungi; Basidiomycota; Agaricomycetes; Boletales; Pisolithaceae. The transcript is spliced from 10 exons. The record is from RefSeq and is a predicted model, not a curated record. Gene Ontology annotation, molecular function: heme binding; monooxygenase activity; iron ion binding. Bases 1 to 1647 code for a protein of 548 amino acids.